This is a messenger RNA of Trichoplax adhaerens, 792 nucleotides long. RefSeq lists its product as uncharacterized. Gene Ontology annotation, cellular component: nucleus; cytosol. The coding region runs from base 1 to 792 and encodes 263 amino acids. Gene Ontology annotation, molecular function: cysteine-type endopeptidase activity; cysteine-type deubiquitinase activity. The transcript has 9 exons. Lineage: Eukaryota; Metazoa; Placozoa; Uniplacotomia; Trichoplacea; Trichoplacidae. Gene Ontology annotation, biological process: protein deubiquitination. The record is from RefSeq and is a predicted model, not a curated record.
AUGAAUAAUUGUUCUAUGAUAGCCAUUAGUGGCGCUGCUGCAGUAGCUGCAGCUAUAUGCUACAUUUUGUUUGGUCCUAAACAGUAUAAUAUAAAGCCGUUAAAAGGAGGAUCUUAUCCUGGCCUAGAUAAUCUUGGCAAUACUUGCUUUUUAAACUGCAUUCUGCAGAGCCUUGCAUCUUUGCCUGCUUUCGUUAUUUAUCUGAAAAAAAUCAAUGCCAAUUCUAAUUGUAACAAGCAAAACAAACCCUUAACGAAUAUACUAGCUGGAUUACUUGACGAAUUAAGUCAAAAACAUAGUUAUGCUCGAUCAUUGUCAGCAAGUAGCGUGCUUGAAGUAUUAUUUAGAUACAAUUGGAUCAUAUCUUCAGAACAACAUGAUGCACAUGAAAUGUAUCAUGCCUUGUUGACAACAUUGGUAGAAGAAACGGAUUACAAUGAUAAUCUUCACCCAAGUCAUGAUCUAAAUAAUGCCAUUUCAUAUUGUUCGAACGAUGAAAUUGAUGAAGGUUCGGCACAUGCCGCCACACGGACGCACGGUAUACCAUUGACUUCUACGAGUCAUCUCAAUCUUGAAUUAGAAGACUGUAUUAAAACUUUCUUGAUGAAAGAAUACAUAGAUGAUGUUAUUUGUGAUAACUGUUCAAAAGACAACGGAAAAAAUGGAAAGGCAACUCGGAAAACAUUUAUGAAGGAAACUUUUUUCGGAAAGGUAACUGCCAUAGAUACAACUAAGAAUCUAAUAUUGAUCAGUUUCGUAGAAUUGAAAAUACAUGUAGUUGGUGUAUCAUAG